AAAAAAAUCUUAUAUCUACACCCAUGUUUGCAAGCGGGCAGUCUUAUUUGCCUUUCUUUGCACAUUGGGUACCAUAGGCCCAUGCAUAAAAUAUUCUUUAAAUAUAUUUUAGUAGCACCUCAAGUGCUCAAAACGUCACAGUGUACCAUAACCAGCAGUCAGGCGGGAAGAUUUCUCUGCAAAAGUGCUUUAAACAUUCAGAAAAGGGUAAAAGCUGCUCACAUCAUCAUCACAUUAAGCUCACAAACAUACUGGAACAUGUCCUUUCUGCACAGGCCACAUGAAUGAAUGAGUCUUUACUCGAGACAAAACACUUGUCUCCCCUUUCAUGCCUUCGUGCCUGCUUCUGUUCAUCAGAACAAUCCACACCCAUGAGUCUAAAUUACACACGCCUCUGUACCUGGACCUGGAAAUGCUUAGAUUGCUUUUAAAAACGUUGUACUGUAUUUGAGGUUAUUUAAAUCCUGGUUCCUGGUUAAAGGCAAAAUGAAACGAACACUAAAGUGCAUUAUCACAUUUUCAUUUAUCAAGUACAGUUAUUUGUAAGAAAAGAAGAAAAACAAAAGUUUUUGUGAGUUUUAUUCCCUGUCCUCAUUUGUCUGUUCCAGUACUUGUCGGUGAACUGUGUAUGUGUGAUCUGUGUGUUGCAUGACAACUAAACCAUCCUGGGAGGACAAAGCAGAAGAGUUUUCCACUUAUUCUUAUGAACUGAAGUAAAGCAAACACAAUAGAGAGAAAACAUACAGUUACCACCUUAUGAUGUGUUCCUGUUUCCUGGUUUGUUGUCGCAGUAUACACUAUUCCUCUGUCAUGGAUGUCCCCUUAUUUUAAGAACCCCUUUCUUUUUGAGUCACACCUCUGCCCUCAUGUCAGAACUCUCCUGAACCCCCGUUUUUUCCUGGCCCUUGUUGUUCUUCCACAUGUACUGUUUGAUGCAUGCAUCGCCAAUGGAUGCACCAAGUGAUCUUGACUGUCUCACAGGAGACGAGAAGAGAGAGGCAGUGGACGGAGACCAGAAGCUGCAAAUACAGUCACAGGAAGACAACCAGAACCAGAACCACAGUACCACCAUUCCCAUAGCCAAUGGCCACUACUUGGCAUUGGUUCCAGGGAACAGGAGGCCCAUUGAUCCGACUCUUGCAGCACAUUUUGCCAAGAUCGCACCACCACCUCCUCCUCCUUUAAUAGAGACUGGCACCGAUGGUUGUGCUGGUGGAGAGCAGUUGAGGAGGCUGGAACAGCACCAGCAGAAGCUGAGAGAGAUGCAGCACCGUCAGGAACAGGAGAGGCAGAAGAAGCAGUGGCUGGAGGAGGAGCGAUUGAGGCUGGAGCAGCAGAAGCACCUGGAGAUGCAGCGCGAGGAGCUCCUCCAGCUGCAGCUCCAGCAGCAGGAGCACCAGCAACGCAGGCAGGUUCUUCAGUGGCAGCUGGAGCUGGAGCAGCAGUACCGUAUUCAGCAGAAACACAUCCAGCAGCAACAGCAGCUGAGGAGGAGCCCAACUGGCGUCAUGCUCUCCCCGUCCUCCGGGCUCUGCACCAUCUACGAAGCCAUGGAGACCAGCGAUGAGGAGGGCGAGGCCAGAGAAGAGCAGAACGGGAACAAACAGGUGGUAGGAACGAGGGUGCCAUCCUCUGACGGUGUCAAUACGCAGCUGCAUCCUGUCCCUCCACAGAAUCUGGAAUGGAACAGGAAGGUGGACAUGGUGCAGCAGCUCAUCAACCAGACCUUGAUGCUGUCUGGAGAUGGGGGCUGCCCACCUCUCCUCCUCCUCCCUGUGGGGACAGGGGGCACCCUCAGCCCCUUGGAGAGCAGCAUGUGGCCCGACAUGCUGCCACAGUUUUGCCCUCCUGUCGCUACAGUCACCUCCGUCAGCAGCUACUCCCCGGACAGUGAGGGCAGCUCUCCACCCGGAGACUGGACUGUGGUGGAGGUGGAGACACAGCACUGAAGCUGGUUCAUCACCGAGUAAUUAAAUCCAGAAAAGCAGCUUUACAUGUUUUUAUUGUUUUUUUUAGAAAUACGCUUAUUCACUUUCUGGUGGAGAAUUAAGUCAGAAAUUUGAAAUUGGCCACACUCUCACUUGUGUAUGAUGAGUAUGAAGCUAUUGCUUGCAGCUAGUUAGCUUAGCUUAACACAAAUAAUAGAAACAGGGAGAAUGCUAUCUUAGAUCUUAGCACAAAUUGAUCGAACAACAACUGCAGAGUUCACUGAUUAGAGUGGAAAUUCAGUAUUAAAUAAAUAAAUAAAUAAAUAAGUUCAUUUACAUAAAUGCAUCCUUCGCACAGGAUCAUAUCAAGGAGAUGUCUAAGAUUUUGACAGCUCACAGUAGACAGAUUACUGGUGUAAAUCAUGAAAUGAAUGAUGGCUGAGUUCCAUUUAGCUGUCUCAGUCUCUAGCUGUAUGAUGGCCCCCUGUCGCACUGUCCCAAUUAACAUGAACUGAACAGAGCCGCCGUUGAUAUGAUCAGUAU
Messenger RNA from Solea solea (common sole), 2471 nucleotides. RefSeq lists its product as uncharacterized. The coding region runs from base 921 to 1949 and encodes 342 amino acids. Lineage: Eukaryota; Metazoa; Chordata; Actinopteri; Pleuronectiformes; Soleidae. The transcript has a single exon. The record is from RefSeq and is a predicted model, not a curated record.